Molecule: messenger RNA, 1578 nt
Organism: Lizanozyma spartinae
Lineage: Eukaryota; Fungi; Ascomycota; Pichiomycetes; Serinales; Debaryomycetaceae
Exons: 1
Coding region: 1-1578 (525 amino acids)
Source: RefSeq, a predicted model, not a curated record
AUGCACAGACUUUCCACUAAGCUACAUAACUUAAAGGAGCGUAUGCUCCAAUCGAGAAUCUUCUGUUCUCGUUUCUCUAAGAAGCAAAGAACUCUAUUAUGUGAUGACACUCAAGUUUUAGCGGUUGACGACAACCAACAUAGCCAGCGGCCAAUUAAGUCAAGCCAAACUUUGAAUGAAAGCUCUACCUGGUCACUGUCUGACAAUGAAUCUGUUUAUAGUAAGCAAAAGGGUUCUUCCACCGUAACUUUGAUUACUGGUUCAGCAUCAAGUCCAAUCUCCAAGAGAUUACGCUUGAUUCCCAACCCUAAUCCCCAACCAACUCCAAUGUUCCAUAAUGAUGAUAAUGAUGAUUACACUAAUAGUACUACUACCACUAACAAUUCUCCUAUUCCCUUUCUCUCUUCCUUUCCCGCUGGUUGUCAGCUUGAGGUUAAUCCUAGUGAUGACGCUGCUGAUGAUUCUUUCACUCCACCACCACUUUCACCACACUCCAGUGUGGACGUCUUCCAUACCAAUGCAGCUAUGGGGGCCUGCUGCAAAGAGCAAGACGACACUUCUUUGUUUGGUGACAAUGGCUGGAACGUAUCGUUAGGAGUUGAGAAAGUUCGUCGUCCCUGUCGUUCGGACAAACCUCCCUUCGUGGUUCCUAAAACUAUGGGAACAUUAUCCAUGGGUAGGAAUACGAUAGUUGACGAGGAAGAGAAGGUUAAUAACCAUGCUAAGAAACUGUUCCCUAUCUUUUCAGAUAAGGACUAUCAGGAAGAGAUUCAUUUUGGUUCUGAAGAAGACUUGAGAGACUUGAAAGACUUGGUUGAUACUGGGACCAUGACUAUGAAGAGUUUUGGGAACACCAGAGAAUUCGAAGCAAAGAUCAAGACCAAAAAGUUACUCUUAACGGAUAUCUUCACUGAGGAACAUUGCCAAUUGGUUUGGAUCGCUAAUCAAGAAAUUCCAUAUCACCGUGACGAGCAGUUCAAGGAAGUAGUUGAUAAGGCAAAGGAAUUCAAAUGUUGGUUCAAAGAAGUUUCCGACAUGUUUCUUGAGAAUGGGUAUCCAACAGUUGUUGCUGAGAUCUUAACCGACACAUUUACAGAUGAGGUUAAACGCAAUGAUGAUGAUGCUGAUGACGAUGAUGACGGUAUGGUAAGUGAAAUACUAAGCAAGUUUGACGACUAUUCUGAGAGUUCGUCUUUAUGUUCUAUGUACGACAAGUUAGAAAGUAUUGAAGGAGUUGUUGAAGAAUUAGAGUGCACCUGUUCUGAAGCAUAUCUCACUAUAUUGAAACUUGGAGAUGCAAAUUACUUGAGACGUUUACUCCAGAAUAGAGUCAAGAAUAUACCCGAGAUCGACGAGCAUCUCUUUUAUGGUAUCCAGAAGUUAGUCAACAGAUUGCAAAGGAUGUUGGACAACAACCAUAAGCCUAAGCUGACCGCCAGAGCUGGCAGGGUUCUCAAGGAGGGAUACAACGCUUUAGAAUGGCAUUCCAACAUACACAAGAUGUAUGAGAGAUAUGGAUACACAGCUGAUUCAAUUAGACAGUUGAAUAAAGCUGUUGAGAAAGAUAUUAUGGUAUAA